AUGCCCCUGCACCCGUGUGCCCCUGUACCUGUGUGCCCCUGUACCUUUAUGCCCCUGCACCUGUGUGCCCCUGUACCUUUAUGCCCCUGCACCCGUGUGCCCCUGCACCCGUGUGCCCCUGCACCCGUGUGCCCCUGCACCUGUGUGCCCCUGCACCUGUGUGCCCCUGCACCUGUGUGCCCCUGCACCUGUGUGCCCCUGCACCUGUGUGCCCCUGCACCUGUGUGCCCCUGUACCUUUAUGCCCCUGCACCCGUGUGCCCCUGCACCCGUGUGCCCCUGCACCUGUGUGCCCCUGCACCUGUGUGCCCCUGCACCUGUGUGCCCCUGCACCUGUGUGCCCCUGCACCUGUGUGCCCCUGCACCUGUGUGCCCCUGCACCUGUGUGCCCCUGCACCUGUGUGCCCCUGCACCUGUGUGCCCCUGCACCUGUGUGCCCCUGCACCUGUGUGCCCCUGCACCUGUGUACCCCUGUAUCUGUCACUGA
This is a messenger RNA of Knipowitschia caucasica, 486 nucleotides long. NCBI's taxonomy places the organism in Eukaryota, Metazoa, Chordata, Actinopteri, Gobiiformes, Gobiidae. The record is from the annotation of a GenBank genome assembly.